UUUGGCAAAAACAAUCUCAGAAUUUGAGAUUGUCUUUCUGGUACAUGUGCAUGAGAUAGUAUUGUCCAUGUAGCAGAGUACCAGUAUAACAAUGGCAUCUAGCCUCGCACGAGGCAUAUGUCCUCAAGUGCAGAGGCCCUGUGCCUCACUCUUGGUGCAGCAGGUGCGACACAAUACCUUCAAGCACUUUCCAGGAAUUCGUAGUGUAGCUUCAAGAAAAAGAAUGUUUGAAUUGCAAGAAAUUGUUGACAAAGUAGUUGGUGUACAGCGCGUUUGCAAGCGUCCCAUUCCUGAAGAAGAGAAGUGGCAUGUGAAUGCACCUGAUCCGACACCUGAUGAGGCACGGCAGGAGAACCGCCCCUUGAUCUAUUUGUGUAAUUGGUCAGUCAAGCUUGUGGGACCAACACUGCAAGAGACCGACGUGGUGAAGUUUGUUGUCUCAAUGCCAAUGAAUAAGUUCGAGAUUGAGCAGUACUUGACGUUACUGUAUGGAUUGGAUAUCAUCAGAGUCCGCACGGCCAUCUAUCAUGGAGCAGUUGUAGCUGAUCAGCCUGGCAGCCGACGGGUAGCUUUCGAGCCAUACUUCAAAGUGGCAUAUGUGACGCUACGCGACACUAUGUUCAAGUUCCCACCACCGCACAAGAUGUUCCCAGAGCACUUCGAGGAGGACUCGCCGAUACCAGCACCCGCACUGCGUAUUGGCUCUGAUGUCAAGAUGGGUAUCUAUAACUACGACUAUAGAGCACACGUGUAUGAAGCGCAAAGGAAAAUGGAAGAUCACUAUCUAGAGGAACCACCAAAGGGUGUACGCUGAACAAACUUUAAGCCUAGCACCGUUUUAAGAACAUUCAUAAACAAACAUUUGGAACUGA
Sycon ciliatum is the source of this 872-nucleotide messenger RNA. RefSeq lists its product as uncharacterized. Gene Ontology annotation, biological process: mitochondrial translation. The transcript has a single exon. The record is from RefSeq and is a predicted model, not a curated record. The coding region runs from base 92 to 814 and encodes 240 amino acids. Gene Ontology annotation, cellular component: ribosome; mitochondrial large ribosomal subunit. Gene Ontology annotation, molecular function: structural constituent of ribosome. Lineage: Eukaryota; Metazoa; Porifera; Calcarea; Leucosolenida; Sycettidae.